AUGCCAGCCCAAUGGUUCCUAAUCUCCAGACUGGCCUUCCUGGUACUGCUGGGCACAGUCAGAGCAGGCCCUUUCUCUCCACGGUCCAAUGUGACACUCCAAGCCCCACGCCCCCCUCCCCAGCCAGGAGGCCACACAGGGGAGCCAAGAGGGGGAAGCCCCUCUUCCCGGCUUUAUGAGCACACUGUGGAAGGAGGGGAGAAGCAGGUUGUGUUUACCCACCGCAUCAACCUGCCCCCUUCAGCCGGCUGUGGUUGUCCUCCGGGCACGGAGCCCCCUGUCCCUGCUUCAGAGGUGCAGGCCCUGAAGGUCCGGUUAGAGAUCCUGGAGGAGCUGGUGAAAGGACUCAAGGAACAGUGCACUGGGUCAUGCUGUCCUGCUGCUGCCCAGGCUGGCACAGGCCAGACAGACGUUCGUAGCCUCUGCAGUCUCCACGGCGUGUUUGACCUGAGCCGCUGUGCCUGCUCCUGCGAACCAGGCUGGGGUGGGCCCACCUGCUCAGACCCUACAGGCGCCGGGGUGCCCCCAUCCUCCCCACCCUCUGUCUCCGGCUCCUGCCCAGACGACUGCAACGAUCAGGGUCGCUGCGUCCGCGGGCGCUGCGUGUGCUUCCCUGGCUACAGCGGCCCCAGCUGUGGCUGGCCCUCCUGUCCUGGGGACUGCAACGGCCGCGGGCGCUGCGUGCAGGGCGUGUGCGUGUGCCGGGCAGGCUUCUCCGGCGACGACUGCAGCCUGCGCUCCUGCCCCCGGAGCUGCAGCCAGAGGGGGCGCUGCGAGGACGGGCGCUGCGUGUGCGACCCCGGCUACACGGGCGACGACUGUGGGAAGAGGAGCUGCCCUAGAGGUUGCAGCCAGAGGGGGCGCUGCGAGAACGGUCGCUGCGUGUGCGACCCCGGCUACACCGGCGACGACUGCGGGGUGAGGAGCUGCCCCCGGGGAUGCAGCCAGAGGGGGCGCUGCGAGGACGGGCGCUGCGUGUGCGACCCCGGCUACACUGGCGACGACUGCGGCUCGCGGAGCUGCCCGUGGGACUGUGGCGAGGGCGGGCGCUGCGUGGACGGCCGCUGUGUAUGCUGGCCCGGGUACGCGGGCGAGGACUGCAGCACCCGGACGUGCCCGCGAGACUGCCGGGGUCGCGGGCGCUGCGAGGACGGCGAAUGCAUCUGCGACGCAGGCUACAGCGGGGACGACUGCGGAGUGCGCAGCUGCCCAGGCGACUGCCACCAAAGGGGCCGCUGCGAGGACGGCCGCUGCGUGUGCUGGCCGGGGUACACCGGGCCUGACUGCGGCUCACGCGCCUGCCCCCGCGACUGUCGGGGCCGCGGGCGCUGCGAGAACGGCGUAUGCGUGUGCAACACCGGCUACAGCGGCGAGGACUGUGGGGUGCGCAGCUGUCCCGGGGACUGUCGCGGCCGGGGCCGUUGCGAGAGUGGUCGCUGCGUGUGCUGGCCGGGGUAUACAGGCCGAGACUGCGGCACGCGCGCUUGCCCUGGAGACUGCCGUGGGCGCGGGCGCUGCGUGGACGGCCGCUGCAUGUGCAACCCGGGCUUCGCGGGCGAGGACUGCGGGAGCCGUCGGUGCCCUGGGGACUGCCGGGGCCGCGGCCGCUGCGAGGACGGCGUGUGCGUGUGCAACGCGGGCUACGAGGGAGAGGACUGUGGCGUGCGCAGCUGCCCAGGAGGUUGCCACGGCCGCGGCCAGUGCCUGGAUGGGCGCUGCGUGUGCGACGAUGGCUACUCAGGCGAGGACUGCAGUGUACAGCGGUGCCCCCGAGACUGUAACCAGCACGGCCUGUGCCAGGAUGGUGUGUGCACCUGUUGGGAGGGCUAUGCAGGCGAGGACUGUGGCCUCCGUACCUGCCCCUCCAACUGCCACCAGCGCGGCCGCUGUGAGGACGGGCGCUGCGUGUGCGACUCGGGCUACACUGGCCCCUCCUGUGCCACCCGCACCUGCCCGGCGGACUGUCGGGGCCGUGGGCGCUGCGUGCAGGGAGUGUGUGUGUGCCAUGUGGGCUACAGCGGCGAGGACUGUGGGCAGGAGGAGCCUCCCGCCAGUGCCUGCCCUGGGGGCUGUGGGCCCCGGGAACUGUGCCGUGAGGGCCAGUGUGUAUGCGUUGAGGGCUUCCGAGGACCUGACUGCGCCAUUCAGACGUGCCCCGGGGACUGCCACGGCAGGGGAGAGUGUCGUGAGGGCAGCUGUGUCUGUCAGGAUGGCUAUGCAGGGGAGGACUGCGGGGAAGAGGUGCCAGCCAUCGAGGGCAUGAGGAUGCAUCUUUUGGAGGAGACGACGGUUCGGACAGAGUGGACCCGGGCUCCUGGCACUGUGGAUGCCUAUGAAAUUCAGUUCAUUCCCACGACAGAAGGGGUGAGCCCCCCGUUCACAGCACGGGUACCCAGCUCUGCCUCAGCCUAUGACCAGAGAGGACUGGCUCCCGGCCAGGAGUACCAGGUCACUGUCCGUGCCCUUCGAGGGACUAACUGGGGCCCUCCUGCUUCCAAGACCAUCACCACCAUGAUUGAUGGCCCCCAGGACCUCCGAGUGGUGGCUGUGACACCAACCACAAUGGAGCUCAGCUGGCUGCGACCCCAGGCUGAGGUGGACCGGUUUGUGGUGUCCUAUGUCAGUGCUGGCAACCAGAGGGUGCGGCUGGAGGUGCCCUCUGAGGCAGAUGGAACGCUGCUGACCGACCUGAUGCCAGGCGUGGAAUAUGUAGUGACUGUCACCGCAGAGCGAGGCCGGGCAGUAAGCUACCCGGCUUCUGUCAGGGCCAACACAGGGUCCUCUCCCUCAGGCCUCUUGGGGACCACCGAUGAGCCUCCUCCCUCAGGCCCUUCAACCACCCAAGGGGCCCGGGCCCCUGAACUACAGCAGCGCCCCCAGGAACUAGGAGAGUUGAGGGUGCUGGGCAGAGACAAGACAGGGCACCUCCGCGUCGCUUGGACUGCUCAGCCUGACACAUUUGCCCACUUCCAGCUGCGCCUUCGGGUGCCCGAGGGGCCGGGGGCGCAUGAAGAACUACUGCCAGGGGACGUCCGCCAGGCCCUGGUGCCCUCACCCCCUCCUGGAGUCCCCUAUGAGCUGUCACUUCAUGGGGUCUCCCCGGAGGGCGAGUCCUCUGCCCCUCUUAUCUACCAAGGCAUUACGGACAGGGAUGGGGCAAAGCCUGGGAAGCCCUUGGCCCCGCCAAAUCUGGGCGAGCUGACAGUGACUGACAUGGCCUCCAACUCCCUGCUCCUGCAAUGGACGGUCCCUGAGGGCGAGUUUGACUCCUUCGUGAUCCAGUACAAGGACAGGGACGGGCCCCAGGCUGUCCGUGUGGAGGGGUCCCAACGCUCAACCCUCAUCACCAACCUGGACCUUGGCCGCAAGUACAAAUUCGUGCUAUAUGGGCUCGUGGGCAAGAAGAGGCAUGGCCCCCUGGUGGCUGAAGCCAAGAUCUUGCCUCAGAGUGACCCCAGCCCAGUGACUCCACCUCGCCUGGGAAAGCUGUGGGUGACAGAUCCCACCCGAGACUCACUGCGCCUCUCCUGGACCGUCCCUGAGGGCCAGUUUGACUCCUUCAUAGUCCAAUACAGGGACCGGAAUGGACAGCCCCAGGUGGUGCCCGUGGAAGGGCCUGAGCGCUCGGUCAUUGUCUCCUCCCUGGACCCUGACCACAAGUACAGAUUCACUCUGUUUGGGAUUGCCAACAAGAAGCGACAUGGCCACCUCACAGCUGAUGGCACCACAGCCUCAGAGAAGACAGAGGAGCUCCUCCACCCAGAGUCCCCAGAGCAGCCCCUGCUGGGGGAACUGAUGGUGACUCAUGCGACCCCAGACUCCCUGCGCCUGUCCUGGACAGUGACCCAGGGCUCCUUCGAUUCCUUCAUGGUCCAGUACAAGGAUGCCCAGGGGCAGUCCCAGGCAGUGCCCGUGAGGGGUGAUGAGAACAAGGUCACCGUCUCUGGCCUGGAGUCCCACCGGAAAUAUAAGAUGAACCUCUAUGGGCUUCAUGGCAGGCAGCGUGUGGGACCUAUGUCUGUGGUGGCCACCACAGCCCCCCAGGAGGUUGUGGAGGAGACACCCAGCCCCACAGAGCCUGGCAUGGAGGCCACAGAGACCCCUGAGGAGCCCCUGCUGGGGGAGCUGACAGUCACAGGAUCCUCCCCAGACUCGCUGAGCCUCUCGUGGACCGUCCCCCAGGGCCACUUCGACUCCUUCACUGUCCAGUACAAGGACAGGGACGGACGACCCCAGGUGGUGCGUGUCAGGGGUGAAGAGGGUGAGGUCACCAUCGGGGGCCUGGAGCCGGGACACAAGUACAAGAUGCACCUGUAUGGCCUGCACAGGGGGCAGCGCUGGGGCCCUGUGUCCACUGUGGGUGUGACCGCUCCACAACUGGAAGAGACUCCAGCCACAGAGCCCCCCUUGGAGCCGCACCUGGGAGAGCUGACAGUGACAGAUGUGACUCCCAACUCGGUGGGCCUCGCAUGGACAGUCCCAGAGGGCCAGUUUGACUCCUUCGUGGUCCAGUACAAGGACAGGGACGGGCAGCCCCAGGUGGUGCCUGUGGCCACAGACCAGCGUGAGGUCACCAUCCCCGGCCUGGACCCUGCACGUAAAUACAAGAUGAACUUCUAUGGGCUACAUGGUGGCCAGCGUGUGGGUCCCCUCUCUGUGGUAGCUGUGACUGCUCCCCAUCCCCCAGCCCUAGCCACCGAGUCCCCCCAGGAGCCACGCCUAGGGGAGCUGACAGUGACAGACCUGACCCCGGACUCUGCGAGCCUCUCGUGGACCGUCCUCGAGGGUGAAUUUGACUCCUUCGUGGUCCAGUACAAGGACAGGGAUGGGCAGCCCCGGGUGGUGCCUGUGGCCGCAGACCAGCGUGAGGUCACCAUCCCCGGCCUGGAGCCCAGUAGGAAAUACAAGUUCCUGCUCUUUGGGAUUCAGGAUGGCAAAAGACGCAGCCCAGUCUCUGUGGAGGCAAAGACAGCUGCCCAAGGUGACGCCAGCCUUGGGGCCCCACCCCGCCUUGGGGAGCUGUGGGUGACAGAUCCCACCCUGGAAUCUCUGCGCCUCUCCUGGACAGUCCCCGAGGGCCACUUUGACUCCUUUGUGGUCCAGUUCAAGGACAGGGAUGGGCCCCGAGUGGUGCCCGUGGAGGGCCACGAGCGCUCAGUCACCAUCACCCCUCUGGACACUGGCCGCAAGUACAGAUUCCUCCUUUAUGGGCUCCUGGGCAAGAGGCGCCACGGCCCCCUCACUGCCGAAGGCACCACAGAGAUCCGGAGUGCUGUGGAUGAUGCUAAAGCAAAGCAUCCCCCAAAGCCCCAUCUUGGGGAGGAGCUACAGGUGACCAGAGUGAAUCCAGACUCUGUGAGCCUCUCGUGGACAGUCCCUGAGGGCCAGUUCGACUCCUUUGUGGUCCAGUACAAGGACAGGGACGGGCAGCCACAGGUGGUGCCUGUGGAAGGCAGCCUCAGGGAGGUCAGCAUCCCGGGCCUGGACCCAGCCCGCAGGUAUAAGCUGCUGCUGUAUGGGCUGCACCAGGGCAAGCGUGUGGGUCCCAUCUGGGCCAUCGCCGUGACUGCCUCCAGAGAAGAUAUCGAAACUGAGACCCCAGGUCCUCCAGGGCCUGAGCCCCGCCUAGGGGAGGUGACUGUGGAGGAAGCCAGGCCAGACACCUUGCAUCUCUCCUGGUCAGUAAUGGACGGAGAUUUUGACUCCUUUGAAGUCCAGUACACAGACGAAGAUGGACAAUUCCAGGUAGUCAAGUUAGAUGGUGACCGAAAUGACAUCAUCCUCACUGGCCUGGAAUCUGACCACAGAUACCUGGUGACCCUGUAUGGUCUCCAUGGCAGGCAACGUGUGGGUCCUGCCCACAUUGAGGCCUUGACAGCCCGAAAGGAAGACGAGGAUGAACCUUCAGAACCUCCCAUCAAGCCGCGCCUGGGGCAGCUGGCAGUGACAGACGCCACCACCGACUCCCUGCACCUCUCCUGGACUGUCCCCGAGGGCCAGUUUGACCACUUCCUGGUCCAGUACAAGAACGGGGAUGGGCAGCCCAAGGCGGUGAGGGUGCCAGGGAAUGAGGACCAGGUCACCAUCUCAGGCCUGGAACCCGACCACAAGUACAAGAUGAACCUGUAUGGCUUCCACGGUGGCCAGCGUGUGGGCCCUGUCUCUGCCUUUGGGGUGACGGCUGCAGAGGAAGAGACCCCAGCCCCCACCGAGGUGGAGGAGACCCCCAGCCCCACAGAGCCCGGCACGGAGGCCCCAGAGACCCCCGAGGAGCCCCUGCUGGGGGAGUUGACAGUCACAGGAUCCUCCCCAGACUCGCUGAGCCUCUCGUGGACCGUCCCCCAGGGCCACUUUGACUCCUUCACUGUCCAGUACAAGGACAGGGAAGGGCGGCCCCAGGUGGUGCGUGUCAGGGGUGAGGAGAGUGAGGUCACCGUCGGGGGCCUGGAGCCGGGGCGCAAGUACAAGAUGCACCUGUAUGGCCUGCACAGGGGGCAGCGCUGGGGCCCCGUGUCCACCGUGGGCGUGACCGCUCCAGAAUAUGAAGCUAUGACCACCCAAGCCCUGUCCACCAUGGCACCUGAGCCUCCCAUCAAGCCGCGCCUGGGGCAGCUGGCAGUGACAGACGCCACCCCUGACUCCCUGCACCUCUCCUGGACUGUCCCCGAGGGCCAGUUUGACCACUUCCUGGUCCAGUACAAGAACGGGGAUGGGCAGCCCAAGGCGGUGAGGGUGCCAGGGAAUGAGGACCAGGUCACCAUUUCAGGCCUGGAACCUGACCACAAGUACAAGAUGAACCUGUAUGGCUUCCACGGUGGCCAGCGUGUGGGCCCUGUCUCUGCCUUUGGGGUGACGGCUGCAGAGGAAGAGACCCCAGCCCCCACCGAGGUGGAGGAGACCCCCAGCCCCACAGAGCCCGGCACGGAGGCCCCAGAGACCCCCGAGGAGCCCCUGCUGGGGGAGUUGACAGUCACAGGAUCCUCCCCAGACUCGCUGAGCCUCUCGUGGACCGUCCCCCAGGGCCACUUCGACUCCUUCACUGUCCAGUACAAGGACAGGGAAGGGCGGCCCCAGGUGGUGCGUGUCAGGGGUGAGGAGAGUGAGGUCACCGUCGGGGGCCUGGAGCCGGGGCGCAAGUACAAGAUGCACCUGUAUGGCCUGCACAGGGGGCAGCGCUGGGGCCCCGUGUCCACUGUGGGCGUGACCGAUCCUGAAGAGGAGCCACCUGCCCACACCCUUCUGAAGCCACACUUGGGAGAGCUGGCAGUGACGGAUGCCACACCCGACUCCUUGCACCUCUCCUGGACUGUCCCCGAGGGCCAGUUUGACCACUUCCUGGUCCAGUACAAGAACGGGGAUGGGCAGCCCAAGGCGGUGAGGGUGCCAGGGAAUGAGGACCAGGUCACCAUCUCAGGCUUAGAACCAGACCACAAGUAUAAGAUGAACCUGUAUGGCUUCCACGGUGGCCAGCGUGUGGGCCCUGUCUCCACAGUGGGCUUAACUGAAAUGCCAGCUCCAACAGAAUCACCCAGCACGACUCCCAAGCCUCCCAUCAAGCCGCGCCUGGGGCAGCUGGCAGUGACAGAUGCCACCCCCGACUCCCUGCACCUCUCCUGGACUGUCCCCGAGGGCCAGUUUGACCACUUCCUGGUCCAGUACAAGAAAGGGGAUGGGCAGCCCAAGGCAGUGAGGGUGUCAGGGAAUGAGGACCAGGUCACCAUCUCAGGCCUGGAACCUGACCACAAGUACAAGAUGAACCUGUAUGGCUUCCACGGUGGCCAGCGUGUGGGCCCUGUCUCUGCCUUUGGGGUGACAGCUGCAGAGGAAGAGACCCCAGCCCCCACCGAGGUGGAGGAGACCCCCAGCCCCACAGAGCCCAGCACGGAGGCCCCAGAGACCCCCGAGGAGCCCCUGCUGGGGGAGUUGACAGUCACAGGAUCCUCCCCAGACUCGCUGAGCCUCUCGUGGACCGUCCCCCAGGGCCACUUAGACUCCUUAACUGUCCAGUACAAGGACAGGGAAGGGCGGCCCCAGGUGGUGCGUGUCAGGGGUGAGGAGAGUGAGGUCACCAUCGGGGGCCUGGAGCCGGGACACAAGUACAAGAUGCACCUGUAUGGCCUGCACAGGGGGCAGCGCUGGGGCCCCGUGUCCACUGUGGGCGUGACCGCACCUCAGGAGGUUGUGGAGGAGACCCCCAGCCCCACAGAGCCCAGCACGGAGGCCCCAGAGACCCCCGAGGAGCCCCUGCUGGGGGAGUUGACAGUCACAGGAUCCUCCCCAGACUCGCUGAGCCUCUCGUGGACCGUCCCCCAGGGCCACUUUGACUCCUUCACUGUCCAGUACAAGGACAGGGAAGGGCGGCCCCAGGUGGUGCGUGUCAGGGGUGAGGAGAGUGAGGUCACCGUCGGGGGCCUGGAGCCGGGGCGCAAGUACAAGAUGCACCUGUAUGGCCUGCACAGGGGGCAGCGCUGGGGCCCCGUGUCCACCGUGGGCGUGACCGCUCCAGAAUAUGAAGCUAUGACCACCCAAGCCCUGUCCACCAUGGCACCUGAGCCUCCCAUCAAGCCGCGCCUGGGGCAGCUGGCAGUGACAGACGCCACCCCUGACUCCCUGCACCUCUCCUGGACUGUCCCCGAGGGCCAGUUUGACCACUUCCUGGUCCAGUACAAGAACGGGGAUGGGCAGCCCAAGGCGGUGAGGGUGCCAGGGAAUGAGGACCAGGUCACCAUUUCAGGCCUGGAACCUGACCACAAGUACAAGAUGAACCUGUAUGGCUUCCACGGUGGCCAGCGUGUGGGCCCUGUCUCUGCCUUUGGGGUGACGGAGACCCCAGCCCCCACCGAGGUGGAGGAGACCCCCAGCCCCACAGAGCCCGGCACGGAGGCCCCAGAGACCCCCGAGGAGCCCCUGCUGGGGGAGUUGACAGUCACAGGAUCCUCCCCAGACUCGCUGAGCCUCUCGUGGACCGUCCCCCAGGGCCACUUCGACUCCUUCACUGUCCAGUACAAGGACAGGGAAGGGCGGCCCCAGGUGGUGCGUGUCAGGGGUGAGGAGAGUGAGGUCACCGUCGGGGGCCUGGAGCCGGGGCGCAAGUACAAGAUGCACCUGUAUGGCCUGCACAGGGGGCAGCGCUGGGGCCCCGUGUCCACCGUGGGCGUGACCGCCUCUCUGCCCACAGAGCCCCCUGUGGAACCUCGCCUAGGGGAGCUGGCUGUGGUAGCCGUGACCUCUGACACAGUGCACCUCUCAUGGACGGUGGCCCAGGGCCUCUUCGACUCCUUCCUGGUCCAGUACAAGGAUGUGCAGGGGCGGCCCCAGGCAGUGACUGUGGGUGGACACCUCCGUGAAAUCACCAUUCCGGGUCUGGACCCCGCCCGCAAGUACAAGUUCCUACUCUUCGGACUCCAGGAUGAGAAGAGGCAUGGUCCUGUGGCUGCAGAUGCAAAGACCUUCCCAGACACGAAACCUCUCCGCCUGGGGGAGCUGACAGUGACAGACCUGACCUCGGACUCUGCGAGCCUCUCGUGGACCGUCCCUGAGGGUGAAUUUGACUCCUUCGUGGUCCAGUACAAGGACAGGGAUGGGCAGCCCCGGGUGGUGCCUGUGGCCGCAGACCAGCGUGAGGUCACCAUCCCCGGCCUGGAGCCCAGUAGGAAAUACAAGUUCCUGCUCUAUGGGCUGGCCGGCAGGAAGCGGCUGGGCCCCGUCUCUGCUGAUGGCAGCACAGCUCCCCUGAAGAAGGAGCAGCAGCGCCCACCCCGCCUGGGGGAGCUGACAGUGACAGAUGAGACCCCAGACUCCCUGCACCUCUCAUGGACAGUGGCCCAAGGCCUCUUUGAUUCCUUUGUGGUCCAGUACCGGGACACAGCUGGGCAGCCCCGGGCAGUGCCCGCGGCCCAAGACCAGCGGGAAGUCACCAUAGAGGGCCUGGAGCCUGGCAGGAAAUACAAGUUUCUGCUCUAUGGCAUCCACGGAGGACAGCGCCUGGGCCCCAUCUCCAUCCUGGGAGUGACAGCCCCGGAAGUGGACACGCCAGCCCCCUGGCACCCAGCCACAGAGGCCCCUCAGCGCCCUGAAGGGCCCCAGCUAAGGACACUGGCAGUGAGCAACAUAACCCCGGACUCCAUGCACCUCUCGUGGAGUGUGGCUCAGGGCCCCUUUGACUCCUUCGUGGUCCAGUAUCAGGACACAGAUGGGCAGCCCCAGGCCUUGCUCGUGGAUGGCAACCAGAACAAGGUCCUGGUGUCUGGCCUGGAGCCCAGCACCUCCUACAAGUUCUUCCUCUAUGGCCUCCAUGAAGGGAAGCGCUUGGGGCCCAUCUCAGCUGAGGGCAUCACAGGGCCUGCUCCUGCUGGUCAGGCCUCAGGGGAGCCAGGGCCCCGCCUGUCCCAGCUGUCGGUGACUGAUGUGACCACCAGUUCGCUGCGGCUCAACUGGGAGGCCCCAUCUGGGGCCUUUGACUCCUUCCUGCUCCGCUUUGGGGUCCCAUCACCAAGCACUCUGGAGCCCCACCUGCGUCCCCUGCUGCAGCGGGAGCUGAUAGUACCGGGGACACGACGCUCAGCAGUGCUACGGGACCUGCGUCCAGGGACCCUAUACAGCCUUACAUUGUAUGGGCUGCGCGGGCCCCACAAGGCCGACAGCAUCCAGGGCACGGCCCGCACCCUCAGCCCAGUUCUGGAAAGCCCCCGUGACCUUCAGUUCAGCGAAAUCGGGGAAACUUCGGCCCAGGUCAGCUGGACGCCUCCACCAUCCAGAGUGGACAGCUUCAAAGUUUCCUACCAGCUGGCAGACGGAGGGGAGCCACAGAGCGUGCAGGUGGAUGGCCGAGCCCGGACCCAGAAACUCAAGGGGCUGAUUCCAGGCUCUCACUACGAGGUGACAGUGGUCUCCGUCCGUGGCUUUGAGGAGAGUGAGCCACUCACAGGCUUCCUCACCACAGUUCCUGACGGCCCCACCCAGCUUCGUGCACUGAACUUGACGGAGGGAUCCGCUCUGCUGCACUGGAAGCCCCCCCAGGCCCCUGUGGACACAUAUGAUGUCCGUGUCACAGCCCCCGGGGCCCCCCCUCUGCAGGCCUCAGCCUCUGGCAGUGCUGUGGACUACCCUCUGGGUGGCCUUGUGCUCCACACCAACUACACGGUGACCGUACGUGGUCUUCGCGGCCCCAACUUCACCUCCCCGGCCAGCAUCACCUUCACCACAGGGUUGGAGGCCCCCAAAGACUUGGAGGCCAAGGAAGUGACCCCCCGCACGGCCCUGCUCACUUGGACUGAGCCCCAAGUCCCGCCGACUAGCUAUCUGCUCAGUUUCAACACGCCUGGUGGACAGACCCAGGAGAUCCUGCUCCCAGGAGGGGUCACCUCUCACCAGCUCCUGGGCCUCUUUCCCUCCACCCCGUACAGCGUGUGGCUCCGAGCAAUGUGGGGCGAGAGCCUCACACAGCCCGUGUCCACCUCCUUCACCACCGGUGGCCUUCGGAUCCCCUUCCCUCGGGACUGUGGGGAAGAGAUGCAGAACGGAGCCAGCACCUCAAGGGCCACCACCAUCUUCCUCAAUGGCAACCGAGAGCGGCCCCUGGAUGUGUUUUGUGACAUGGAGACUGACGGGGGCGGCUGGCUGGUGUUUCAGCGCCGCAUGGACGGACAAACAGACUUCUGGAGGGACUGGGAGGACUAUGCCCAUGGCUUUGGGAACAUCUCUGGGGAGUUCUGGCUGGGCAAUGAGGCCCUGCACAGCCUAACGAAAGCCGGCGACUACUCCAUGCGUGUGGACCUGCGGGCUGGGGAUGAGGCCGUGUUUGCACAGUACGACUCUUUCCGAGUGGACUCUGCUGCCGACUACUACCGCCUUCAUCUGGAGGGCUAUCAUGGCACAGCAGGGGACUCCAUGAGCUACCACAGCGGCAGUGUUUUUUCUGCCCGUGAUCGAGACCCCAACAACUUGCUCAUCUCCUGUGCCGUCUCGUACCGUGGGGCCUGGUGGUAUAGGAACUGCCACUAUGCCAACCUCAACGGGCUCUAUGGGAGCACAGUAGACCACCAGGGCGUGAGCUGGUACUACUGGAAGGGCUUCGAGUUCUCUGUGCCCUUCACGGAAAUGAAGCUGAGACCAAGAAGCUACCGGCCCCCAGAGGUGCGGGGAGGCUGACCACCGCUCACCUCU
Messenger RNA from Hyaena hyaena (striped hyena), 12165 nucleotides. RefSeq names its product tenascin XB (gene TNXB). Bases 1 to 12150 code for a protein of 4049 amino acids. Lineage: Eukaryota; Metazoa; Chordata; Mammalia; Carnivora; Hyaenidae. The record is from RefSeq and is a predicted model, not a curated record. Gene Ontology annotation, molecular function: protein binding. The transcript is spliced from 41 exons.